Molecule: messenger RNA, 1413 nt
Organism: Cynoglossus semilaevis (tongue sole)
Lineage: Eukaryota; Metazoa; Chordata; Actinopteri; Pleuronectiformes; Cynoglossidae
Gene: rnf141
Product: ring finger protein 141
Exons: 6
Coding region: 160-918 (252 amino acids)
Biological process (GO): protein autoubiquitination
Molecular function (GO): ubiquitin-protein transferase activity
Source: RefSeq, a predicted model, not a curated record
UAGCAUGUGUUGAAUAGAGAGUUUGUUGUUUGAUAUGGAGCUAGCUUUUGCUAGUUAGCAGCAUGCUACCAUUACUGCGAGUCAAGUCGUUUGGAGCCGAUGUUUACUUGAAGGCUGUUGUAUCACGAAGAUAUAUUUGCAAACAUUCGCUCGAGUUUCAUGAAACUGCAACAAAAGGGAGUUGAAUGUGGUGCAUCGUUGUUCAGCUACUGUCCUGUAAGUGCUGCUGCUGGGAUGGGCCAGCAGAUCUCAGGUCAGGUGGUGAAUCGUCUGCCUGAGAAGGUGGUGAAACACAUGGGACUGGUCCGUGACAGUGGUUACGUCACCUAUGAAGAGUUUCUGGCCAGAGUGGCUGAACUUAACGAUGUUACAGCCAAGCUAGCUGCUGGACAGCAGAAGCACCUGCUGUUUGAGGUGCAGCCAGGAUCUGAUGCAACAGCCUUGUGGAAGGUAGCUGUCAGGGUUGUCUGUACCAAGAUCAACAAAGAGAAUGGUAUGGUUGAAGCAUCACGCAUCAUGAAUCUGUACCAGUUCACCCAGCUCUACCGUGACAUCACCAGUCAGGCUGCUGAGGUGCUGUCUGCAGAAGGCACCACUGAGGGUCCUUCUGCACAGCUUCCAUCGACGGACUCCUGCCAGGCCAGCAUGUGGAUGGGCAGAGUGAAGCAGUUGACUGAUGAAGAGGAGUGCUGCAUCUGUAUGGAUGGAAAGGCUGACCUUAUCUUGCCGUGUGCACACAGCUUCUGUCAGAAGUGCAUUGAUAAAUGGAGUGGUCAAAGCAGAAACUGCCCAAUAUGCCGUCUGCAAGUGACUGCUGCCAAUGAAUCUUGGGUAAUGCCUGACUUCCCCACAGAGGAUGACAUAGCAGGUUAUAUUCUCAACCUGGCCGAUGAAGCUGGCCACCCACACAGGCCUUAACACAGAACACUGAGCUAUUCAGGCUUCAAGGGAAAUGAAACGGUACCAUGUAGACUGCAACACACAAUGUCACCUUUCACUGACAAGGAAUUUCAAAAAACUGAUAAGAGGCACAUUUAAAACAAAAACCUUAGUUCUACAGAACACUUCUUUUCAAGCUUAUCGUACUGAAGAAGUUAUAAGAGCAGAGCUUUAAUGAGGACACGUCUGAGCUUCUGUCCCUGCAGUGAAGUCUCACAUUAAAACUUAACCCAUCAAUAUACUUAUACACCACAAAGGUUUGAUGUAUGUGUCACAGUUGUAACAAAGUAGUCGGUAAUAUUUAUUGCAUUUUUUUCAGAUAUGAAAUGUGUGCUGUUGACUGUACUGCACGCCAUACAGAUAUCCAAGUCACUCUUUUACAGAAAGGGAAUUGUGUGUCCAAUAUAUUCUAAAUAUGGAAGGUUAUCCCAAAAAAUAUAGACUUGUAUUUUAAUUUAAAAUAAAAUUUUAAAA